AUGGCUUCCCGAUUUGCUGUCGCUCGCGCUGCGCGACAAUUGACCUCAGCUGCUGCGAAGAGGCCGAGCGCCUUUGUCUGCCAGCAGUGGAAGCAGUCCGCUCAGGCACCGCGGCUAUUCACGGUGUCUGCCCAAUUAAAGGAGAAGAAGUACACUGAAGACCACGAAUGGAUUGAGGCGUCCGCUGAUGGCAAGACAUACACUCUUGGUAUCUCUGAAUACGCUGCGAAAGCUCUCGGCGACGUCGUAUACAUCGAACUUCCCCAGGUAGAUCUCGAGGUCGGAGAGGGUGACGCAAUUGGCGCUGUCGAGUCCGUCAAGUCUGCUUCAGACAUUCUCACACCUGUGAGCGGGACCGUCGCAGAGGUCAAUUCGGCACUUGAGGAAAAGCCGGGCAGCAUCAACAAGGACCCAGAGGGCAAUGGUUGGAUCGCCAAGAUCACUGUGUCAGAGGAACCUGCUGGCAAGCUGAUGAGCGAGGUUGAGUACAAAGAAUUCACAGAGGAGCCGUAA
Boeremia exigua is the source of this 513-nucleotide messenger RNA. RefSeq names its product glycine cleavage system H protein, mitochondrial precursor. The record is from RefSeq and is a predicted model, not a curated record. The transcript is spliced from 3 exons. Gene Ontology annotation, cellular component: mitochondrion; glycine cleavage complex; cytoplasm. NCBI's taxonomy places the organism in Eukaryota, Fungi, Ascomycota, Dothideomycetes, Pleosporales, Didymellaceae. The coding region runs from base 1 to 513 and encodes 170 amino acids. Gene Ontology annotation, biological process: glycine decarboxylation via glycine cleavage system; protein lipoylation.